Messenger RNA from Pedinophyceae sp. YPF-701, 2139 nucleotides. NCBI's taxonomy places the organism in Eukaryota, Viridiplantae, Chlorophyta, Pedinophyceae. The record is from the annotation of a GenBank genome assembly.
AUGCCGCUCGCGGCGCGCCCUGACUGCGGGGACGCGCAGUUCGCGGGCCUGGAGUUCGGGUACACGAGCAAUGUGCGCGAGACGCUCGAGAAUGCGUUGCAAGCGGGCUUCGACUUCGCUGUGCUGCCAAUAGCGCACGCGAGCUCCCGGCGGACCGACCCGGGCAGAGCGGGGGGCGGGAGCGUGGCCGACGUGCCGCCGUUCACGCACUCCGACAUGGACCUCACGUCCGCGGAGUGGUCCACGCGCGUGGUGUCGACUCUGAGCCCCUGGGCGUCGCCCGACUGCCCGAACGACGCCCUGCGCAAAGACAGCGAGUUCACGCUCGCGCAGGAGCUCUCCUGGGCGCUGCACCUCGGCGUCGGCGCCGUGAUCACGCCCCCCCUGCGCGGCCCCGACGCAGCGAACCUCGCCCGCCUGCUGUGCGCCGUCCUGCGAGACACCGGCACGCGCACGCAGGCGUGGGUCCGCGUCCCGGCCACGGCCCCCGCGCAGGACGCCGAGGACUACGUCGCGGAGGCAGCGGCGGCGACCGCCACGCUGCAGGAGCACGGGCUGCUCGCCCCCGAGCCCGACACGCCGCGAGCGAUACGCGCGGGGUCCGCGGGGCGCAGGCGCACGGGCGGGGACCCCGCGGGCCCCCCCGCGGCGCGCCCGGUCUCGCCGGCGGCGGCAGAGGACGGGGGAGUGUUGGGGGGUGUCGGACGCGCACGCCAGACGGACGGACAGGGCGCCGAGGGGGAUACGUGGGAGUGGUGGGACCAGCUCGCGACGUUGUGCGGGCGGCACAAGCUCCUGGGGAUAUGUCUCGACAUCACGCGCGGCGUGUCGCUGCCCAGGAUGCGGCGGUGGCUCGGGGAGCCCGUGCGCGCCCUCAGCAUCAGCACAGACGCCUUCCUGGCCAACAACCGGGGGUACCCGGUGCUCCCGCGGCGGAUCCAGGAGGUCCUGCGGACGUUCUUCCGCCACGGCGUGCAGGUCGUCCUCUCCGGGCCCCCGCUCAUCACUCCCCCGGAGGACGCAACUGCUGCGGCGCGGCACCCGCUCGCGGCGUACCGCGACUACCUGGCGUACGUGCUGACGUCCGUGGAGCAGCCGGCCGAGGGCGAGCUCGCGGUGAUGCACGCCGACGACGUCCUCCAGGUCCCAUUACAGCCCCUAAAAGACCACCUGGAGUCCUCCACGUAUGAAAUAUUCGAGCGAGACACCCCCAAGUACUCGGCGUACGAGCGGGCGAUCGCGCGCGCGCUCGCGGACCGCGCGAAGGCGGACGCGGACGGCGCGCCGCGCACGCAGGUGUGCAUGGUGGUGGGCGCGGGGCGCGGGCCGCUGAUCAAGUGCGCGCUGGCGGGGAGCGCGCAGACGGGCGUGCCGGUGCGCGUGUACGCGGUGGAGAAGAACCCGAACGCGCUGAUCACGCUGCAGCACAUGCACCACGCGGAGGGUUGGGGCGACCGCGUGGUGCUGGUCUGCGAGGACAUGCGCACGUGGCAGUUCCCCGAGGCCGCGGAUCUGAUUCUGUCGGAGCUGCUCGGCUCGUUCGGGGACAACGAGCUGAGCCCGGAGUGCCUGGACGGCGCGAUGCGGGCGCUGCGGCCCGACGGCGUUGCGAUUCCUGACAGCUACUGCAACUACCUGCAGCCGGUGUCGUCCGCGCAGCUGCGUCAGGGGCUGGAGGACCUGGGCGAGGACGGCAGGUUCUUCGAGACGCCGAUCGUGGUCAAGAUGAAGCGGUUCUGCGCCGUCGACUCGCCGCAGAAGGCCAUGACGUUCGCACACCCCGCACCAGGCGGCCAGCCGCCGGACAACGAGAGGUACGUCGUUCUUACAUUUCGCGUCCCGGACGACCAAGGAGCGCGCAACAUCGACGGGUUUGCGGGGUACUUUGACUGCCACCUGUAUGAUGACAUUUCUCUGUCGAUCGUUCCCGGCGCCCACACGCCAGGCAUGUACUCGUGGUUCCCCGCCUUCUUUCCGCUGCGUUCUCCCGUCCGCUGCGCGCCGGGCGCGACCGUCGAGCUGCACAUGUGGCGGCGCGUGGGCGCCGCUGCCGUGUGGUACGAGUGGGCGGUGACGGCGCCGCACGCCACGCAAAUUCACAACCGCGGCGGCAGCAAGUACGAAGUCGGCCUCUUCUAG